This is a messenger RNA of Cheilinus undulatus (humphead wrasse), 4610 nucleotides long. It is a transcript of the gene gemin5, whose product is annotated as gem (nuclear organelle) associated protein 5. The record is from RefSeq and is a predicted model, not a curated record. The coding region runs from base 121 to 4527 and encodes 1468 amino acids. The transcript has 27 exons. Gene Ontology annotation, molecular function: protein binding. Lineage: Eukaryota; Metazoa; Chordata; Actinopteri; Labriformes; Labridae.
GCUGGUCGUACGGCCGUUCAGUGUAGUUGCUACGACAGAGCAGGUACCAUGUGAGAAGUUUGUCUCAGAUUUAUCUGAAUUUAUUGAAGAAUUAGAGAAUUUUUAACUUUCAGAGGAAUCAUGCACGAGAGGUCGCUCCCAGCCUCUCCUAACUGGUACUGCUCGCGCUGCAGUGACGUCAGCAGCAGUGGUUUAUUCGGCGUUGGAGCCAAAAACAACAUCUAUCUGAUAGAUGUUUCUGCAUCCUCAUGCAGGGUCACAGGUGAGCUCGUCGGCCAUAAAGACUUAGUGACAGGCUUUUCUUUCUGCCAGCAUGCCGGGCAGAGUCACAUCUGUGUCAGCUCCUCCAGCGAUGGGAGCAUUCGCUUCUGGGACUCAGACAACAAGGUGCUCAUUCGAGAGGAUGGAGUUCACCAGACUCCUGUUACCGCACUUCACUGGUCCCCUGUGGAUAAAAACCUGGUGGUUUCAGGUGAUGAGAAGGGCAUCGUGGUUUGUCACUGGUACAACACAGGAGACACUGCCAGCUUCUUCCCAGAGCCCCGGACCAUCUUCUGCCUCAGCUGCUCCCCGCACACCUGGAGCUCUGUGGCUGUGGGGUACAAAGAUGGGAUGAUCGUGCUGAUCGACGUGAGCAGGAAAGGCGAAGUGAUCCACCGCCUCCGUGGACACGAUGAUGCAAUCCACUCGCUGGCAUGGUCGUCGGUGGUUGGCGAGGAAGUCCUCUACAGCAGACCCGAGGACAGUGAAAGUAUCAUGGGUGUGUCUGCAGGAGAUGAGAAGGGCUGCUAUCUUGCGUCUGGCAGCAAAGACCAGACAGUGAGGGUCUGGAGCUCAGCGAAGGGAAAGGGUGUGAUGACUCUUAAGCUGCCAGUGGUGAAGAAAAGAGGCUCUGCGGUUGACCCCGGGGUCAAAGAGAGACUGUGGCUCCACGUCCACUGGCCGAAGGGACGGCCGACACAGCUGGUGUCCAGCUGCUUCAGUGGUGAGUUGGUGAUGUGGGAUUUGACCCGGGCGGGGAAGCAAAGGUGGACUCUGUUUGGGACUUCUUCAGAGGGUCAGAACCACAACAGGAUCGUCUUCAACAUGAGCUCAGUCUGCCUGCAGGACGACAGAGAGCUGCUCAUCAGCACCUCCAUGGACAGAGAGAUUAAGUGCUGGGAUCUGACCUCUCUGGACUGCCUCUGGACUUUACCCACCCUGGGAGGUUUCGUCUACGCUCUCACCUUCUCCCCUGUAGGCACAGGGUGUCUGGCGCUGGGUGUUGGAGACAACAUGAUCCGGGUUUGGAACACACUGACCACCCAGAACCAGUACGACACCCGCUCAUUCUGGCAGGGCAUCAAAUCUAAAGUCACAGCGCUGGCGUGGCACCCCAAAAAAGAAGGAUCGCUGGCUUUUGGCACAGAUGAUGGAAAAGUUGGGAUCUAUGACGUCUUCUCAAACAAGCCUCCUCACAUAUCGAGCUCCUAUCACCGGAAAACCGUGUACACGCUGGCCUGGGGACCCCCAGUCCCCCCGAUGUCAUUUGGUACAGCAGGAGGAAAACCGUCCUACAGUCUGUACAGCUGCGCAGGUGAAGGCGUCAUCCUGCAGCACGAUCCAACAAAGCUGAGCGGAGAGGCGAUGGACAUCGACAGGCUGAUCAGAGACACCAACAACAUCAAGCACAAGCUGUCUCCACACACCGACCUCAGCUGGAAGCCAGAUGGGAAAGUUGUCGCCGUCGGCAACGAGGAUGGGUGUAUCGACGUUUAUCAGGCUCCAAAUCUGAAGCUGCUGUGCAGCAUCCAGCAGCACCACAAGAUCAUCAACACGUUAAGAUGGCAUCACGAUCACAGCUCUUCUCAUGAGCUGCACUGCCUCCUGGCUUCAGGCUCCAGCAAUAACACCGUCUAUGUGCACGACCUACGCUCCAUCAUAGAGAAUCCUCCAGAGAGCCCCCUAGUGGUGACAGAACCAUUUCGCAGGCUGUGUGGUCACACAGCUAAAAUCACUGGCAUGGCCUGGAGUCCGCACCACGAUGCCCGACUGGUCACUGUCUCCUAUGACGGCACAGCUCAGGUGUGGGACGUGCUGCAGGAAGCACCUCUUUCUAACUACCGUGGUCACACUGGUUUUCUGCUGAGUGUGGACUGGUCUCCUGUUGAUCCAGAUGUGAUCUGGACUGGAGGGAAGGACUUCACUGUACAGGAGUGGAGAGUCUCCAAACAAGAGUUUACAAAGCCACCCAAAGGGAAGAAGAAUUCAGAAACAAAGGAGAAGAUGAAGGCAAAUUCCAGACAGAAGAAGAAGAACAAGAAGAUGUCGGAGAACGGAGGUUCUUCACCGCUGGACAUGAACGGGGAUUCACUUACAGGCGAACGGAAGGCAACAACUGGACCAGAGCUGUCUGGUGAGGAUGAGGAUGAUGAAGUCAGGUCAACCAGCAGCACCAUCACUGGUUCUGUUCCUUCACCAGCCUCUUUUGAGAUGCAAAGAAAAUCCUCCACUGCCAUGAAGACCAAAGACAAACCAGUUUUUGCAGACUCAAACUUGCUGAGGAAGAAGAAGCCUCGCUCAAUGCUGCCUGUCAGUACCUCAAUGGACCAUCGGCCCAAAGACGAUCUGCUGCAAGACUGUAUCACUUUGGCGUCAGUCCAACACAGCAAUGUGCCCCCUGCUGGCUGUGUUCCAGGCCAGGGAGAGCACAUCCAUCUGGGUCUGUUCUCUGACAGGCAGGCUCUGCACCGCAUGUUUGAAGCAGAGGAGGAGAGUCACGUGGAUGCGGGUCACUAUGACUCAGUCAUGUACCUGCGGCUGUGGAGUGGAGACCUGGAGGGGGCGCUGCAGCUCGCCACAGAGAAAGGAGAGCUGAAUGACCACUUGCUCUCUAUCGCUCCGAUGGCUGGGUUUCAGGUGUGGAGUCGGACAGUGGAGGCGUUCGUCAAGCAGCUGUGUCUGCAGGAGCAGUACUUGAAAGCAGCGUCUCACCUGCUGUCAAUCAACAAGCUGUACGAGGCCAUCAACCUGCUGCGCUCACACAAACUCUACAGGGAGGCUAUCGCUCUGGUCAAAGCCCGGCUGCCAGCAGAAGAACCCGUCCUGAAGGAGUUGUACACCAGCUGGGCCGCCAUUCUGGAGAAAGAUGGACAUUUCUCUGCAGCUGCUAAAUGCUAUCUUGCUGCUGGUGCCAGCUUUGACGCUGUUAAAGUCAUCUCCAGGAAGAACGACGUCUCCUCUCUGAGGACAGCCGCCACGUUAGCGAGGAUUUCAGGAGAACUGGCUCUGGCUCAAUCUCUGGCACUGAGGUGUGCUAAAGACCUGGCCGCAGAUCUGGACUGGGUUGGAGCCCAGGAGGUCCUCAGUGCACAGGAGACACUGCUGGUCCACAGGCUUCAUCUGUGUAUCGCUGAGCUGCUCACUGUGAGGCUCGCAGACUCUCCAGCUCUGUUUACUACUCCCUGCACUUCCAGUCACCCGUGGGCGUCACCAGGGGAGCAUCACAUCAGCCUCCAGGACCAAGUGAGAGAUGUGUGGGAGCAGCAGUUUGGUGUUUCAAAGGACUCAGUAGGAAAUCGAAGCGUCACAGCUCUCCUGCAGGAGCUGAAAUCUGUGGAGAGUCCAACACUGACAGUGAACAUUCCUCUCAGACAGAUUCAGCUGUAUUCGUCCCUCCAUCUGACCCGAGCCAUGCUGAGCUGGUUAUUAGAUGAUGACGGACAGCUGAUAAAGGAGCUGUGGCUGGCAGUGGCCUGGUUCAGAGACACCCUACCCUUCUGGGUUUCUGCAGAGCUCUGCAGGCUGCUGUUUCCUGGCGGAGAUGUCAGCAUUUUCUCAAGGAAACACUCCAAAACUCUUCAUCUGACAGAAGAAGAAGAAAAAGCUGCAGCUAACAGUCUGCAGGCGUUUGUCAGUUACCACCGCCUUUAUGAACACUGGUGGAAAAACUCCACCCACAUCCAGCAGAACGGCGUUCCACUGUCAGCAGAUGUCUGUCCCGGAGAUGAGGCGGAGGACAGAGUGAUGAACGGAGGAGUCCCAGACUCAGCGGAGGGAGAGGGUGUCUUUGAUAAACUGGACUUUGACGUGUCUGUGCUUCUGUCAGAGCCUCACGCUGUCUGUCAGGCCGCUCAGAGGUCAGUGAGAGAGAUCCAGGGGAGGCUGUCGGCCAUGGUGCUGCAGCACAGCAGAGCUCAGGGUGGACAGAUCCUGUGUGAGGAGGAGGAGGCUGAAGCACCUUCACAGAUCAACACCACAGAGGACACGACAGACAGACAGGGGUCUGCUGAUACUGGUCAACGGUCUGAUGAUCAGGACGAUCUGCUUUCUUUAUCAACAAAGAUGUCACAACACCAGAAACAGCUGACUGAGCUGCCUGACACAAUCAAGAUGUAUCCUCGCCCAGACGUGAUCGAAUGUUGCCUUGUCCUCAUUCACCUCGGCCAGUCCUCGCCGUCCGUCUCUGAGUCCCUCCAACAAGAGGCCAGAGAUCUUAUCCACAAACACGGGACAGACCUAAAAGCCUCUCGGCGCUUCCUUACCUGAAUAUUUAUCCUUUAUAGUGAAAAAGCAGCACUUACACUGUACAGAUUUUUGUUAAAUGAAUAAAACUUUUGUUUUUGAAAGUA